CUAACGUCUCUUGGCGCGAUCCCGACGGUUCCCAUUUCUGUUGAGCAUCCGGUUCCGUUAAACCUACCUUCUGUAUGGAAACGCCCCGUUACAAAUUCCUACCGGAAGACUACGACCAUGUGUACGAGCCGGCCGAGGACAGUUUUCUGCUGCUGGAUGCCCUGGAACAGGAUCUGGACGAGCUGAGAAGUCGACAACCGUCGAUAUGCCUGGAAGUUGGCCCCGGCAGUGGUAUUAUCGUAAGUGCUCUAGCGAAAUGUUUGGGUUCUCGGGGUCAUUUUCUGGGGGUGGAUAUAAACCCGGCCGCCUGUCGGAUGACACGGAAAACAGCGUCGUUGAAUGACUGUUUGGUUGAUGUAGUUAAUGGUGAUUUGUUGGGUAGUUUUCGAGAUAGUUCCGUAGAUUUGCUGGUAUUUAAUCCACCUUACGUUCCGACAGCUGCCGAUGAAGGGCAGCUGGAGGAACAGAUUGGCGAGUUUUCUGAGGGUGCCGUUCCAUUAGUUCGGUCCUGGGCCGGCGGAAAGGACGGCAUGUUGAUUACCAAACGACUGUUGGAUGAUUUGGGACGAAUUCUGUCGGCGCGGGGGAUAUUCUAUUUGUUACUGAUUAAAGAGAACGAUCCGGAUUCGGUAAUCUGUCAUCUGGAGGAUAGGGGAUUUGAUUGUUGUAAAGCAAUGGAACGGAGAAUACGAGGGGAACAUUUGUUUGUGAUAAAGAUACAGAGAAGGUGAGAAAUUAGGAUUGAGGUCCUUGUAAAUAUAUGAAUAAAAUACAAUA
Messenger RNA from Uranotaenia lowii, 777 nucleotides. It is a transcript of the gene HemK2, whose product is annotated as methyltransferase N6AMT1. Gene Ontology annotation, molecular function: S-adenosylmethionine-dependent methyltransferase activity; protein methyltransferase activity; nucleic acid binding. Bases 75 to 731 code for a protein of 218 amino acids. The transcript has a single exon. The record is from RefSeq and is a predicted model, not a curated record. NCBI's taxonomy places the organism in Eukaryota, Metazoa, Arthropoda, Insecta, Diptera, Culicidae. Gene Ontology annotation, biological process: methylation. Gene Ontology annotation, cellular component: eRF1 methyltransferase complex.